GAAGAUAACCAUGAGUACCAAUAUUGCAUCUAUAGCACCACUAAAUCUUCAAAUGAAACAAAAGAAUCCGUUACAGCUGAUUCCAUUAUCGGCUCUUUUGAAUUUGAAUAAAGCAUUGAAAAAAACCGUGUUAAGUCGGAAAUUUUACCAGGAAAUUAGUGAUAAAGUUUUAUCCAGUGCAAGCACUAUUGAUGCUAAUUUGUACUUCCUAUGCUAUUUGGCUUUACUAGUAUCGAGUAUCUUGAAUAACAAGCCAAAAAUCAGGCAUUUUUUAUUGACCCAAAGAUAUAACUUGAUUCAGGUUUUACAAAAAGUAUCAUCUUCGUACUUGAAUGUUGACUUGAAGAACUCGUCCAAUAAAUCGGUGGCCGGUUUUUUCAAUACUCCAAAACCCGUUUAUAAAGAAGCCGAAGGUGAUGAACCGGUUUCGAAGCUUGCUGUUCAUUUGAAGUCAAUUUAUUCUUAUAUCUCGGACGUUAGGAUAUUCAAUCGUCUUUUUGAUUCUAUCAAGUAUAUGCCUUGGAUUAUUGACGAGUUCACCAGUUUUAUUGAUCCAGCCCAUGCAUCACCCAAGGCGGACCGCUUCAUUAACCUUCUACAAUCACUCAACUGUUUAGUUUUGGAAUUGCUAGAAAACGCUGGUUGGUUAACAGACCAUAAUUGGGUUGGAACCUCCGAUAACAACUAUUGGUGCAUUGAGACUUAUAUAUGGUGUUCAAGAGUUUGGGGAUUAUACAUUUUUUUAGAAAUUGUUGAAUUGUUUAGAAGAGUUCCAAUCUCCAAAUGGGAUUCCAAGUGGAGAAUUAGCGUUUUCAAACAAGCUGUUCAACUUCCAAUGGCAGUUCAUUGGUCAUUAUACGAAGGGUGUGUUAGUCCAUUUUGGAUUGGUGCUCUUGGAUGCGGAGCGUCAUGGUUUGGUUUUAGAGACUUAUGGAAAUCAAUUGAUUUGAGUUAACAAUGAUGCAUUACCUGGAUGAUUCAAUCACCAACUAUAUAAAUAUAUAUAUACUUAGGUAAUAAGAUAAAAAAAAAAAGACUAAUGUAC
Messenger RNA from Hyphopichia burtonii NRRL Y-1933, 1045 nucleotides. It is a transcript of the gene CSO99, whose product is annotated as Cso99p. The transcript has a single exon. Bases 11 to 955 code for a protein of 314 amino acids. NCBI's taxonomy places the organism in Eukaryota, Fungi, Ascomycota, Pichiomycetes, Serinales, Debaryomycetaceae. The record is from RefSeq and is a predicted model, not a curated record.